AUGCUGUAUGAAUUGUUGUUUGUUGCCGUGAUGCUCAUCAUGUGCUUUGCAAUAAUUAGCAACAAAAGAAACGAGCUAAACAGAAAGGUAGUGUUGCUACAUCCGUUCAAACUUCAUUUCGCAAGAAACAUCAAUGAUCAGAUUUCUGUCCAUCAGCAUGGCUUGAAAUCCGCAGGGCACCAUGCUCUUGCGUAUUUGUGCUCAAUAAUCACACUGAAAAGAGACUUUUGCCCAUCAUACAUUCUAGGUGCUGUUCCAAACGAAAGCAUGAUCCUGGUAGGAUGCAUGAAAGCAAAAGUACCUUGCAUGUAUGCAUUUAAAAAGACAAUAACACCAAAACAUUAUGGGCUGAAGUACACUAAAAAGUACCUUAUUGAAAGCGCACCACGAUACAGGAUAUUUGGAAGUCCUGAGCAGAAACAUGUUGCGUUUCUGAAAAAGUACAGCGAUAUAAGCAGUUUCUGGAUAAGCUAUGUGCCUGAAAACAUAGAAGAUGGCUACACUGACUUAGAAAGCCAGGUUUACCUCAAAGGCAAGCUUGAAUUGCUUGAAAAUAAGGAGUUUAUUGACGAUUUUAUGAGUCUAUUUGAGAACAUAAAGAAUGAAUCAGAAAAGAAGAUUGCUGAUGUAAGACGAGGAUGCAACAAUGAUGCUCAGAAAGCAAGGGCAAAGAAAAACAUGAGUAUUGGUGAGAAAUUCAUGCAUUCAAUCAAAAGCAAGAAAUCGAGCAGAAAAUAA
This is a messenger RNA of Ordospora pajunii, 738 nucleotides long. RefSeq lists its product as uncharacterized. The transcript has a single exon. Lineage: Eukaryota; Fungi; Microsporidia; Ordosporidae. The coding region runs from base 1 to 738 and encodes 245 amino acids. The record is from RefSeq and is a predicted model, not a curated record.